Salvia splendens (bonfire salvia) is the source of this 1874-nucleotide messenger RNA. RefSeq names its product AAA-ATPase At3g28580. Bases 201 to 1673 code for a protein of 490 amino acids. Gene Ontology annotation, molecular function: ATP hydrolysis activity; ATP binding. The transcript has a single exon. NCBI's taxonomy places the organism in Eukaryota, Viridiplantae, Streptophyta, Magnoliopsida, Lamiales, Lamiaceae. The record is from RefSeq and is a predicted model, not a curated record.
AUUGAUAUGCUUGGCCUAUAGUGAACUGGAAAAGCAAAAGUUAAAUUGGACUAGUGUGACAUUCAUCUCAAAUAAAACCAAAUUAUACGUAUGCCUCAUACCUUUGAUGCUUAUAAAAACACAACUCCCAUUCUCUACUACCCCCCAUCUUCCCUUUAUCAAUCUAUCAAACUCAGAAAAAAAAGCUUGCCUUCCCAAAAAUGAUACUUCCAGUAAAGAGCAUGCCAGAGACGUGGAGCGCGGUCGGGUCCGCCCUCGUCACCUUCAUCUUCUUCUGGGACAUGUUCCGGCGGUACUGCCCACCGGGGCUCCAUCGCUACCUCGAGAAAUGCACCGCCAGGCUGUCCAGAUUCUUGAAUCCAAACAUCCAGGUUUCCAUCCACGAGUACACUGGAAAUCAUCUCCGGCCUCACGAGGCCUACAGCAUCGUCAAUGCAUAUCUGAGUUUGAAUUCCAUUGACGCCAAACGGCUCAAGGCUGAGAUGGCGAAAGAGAACGAGAACAAGCUAAUGCUGAGCAUGGAUGAGUACGAGGAGACAGCAGAUGUGUUCAACGGAGUCCAGGUGACAUGGACCGCUGGAAAGGUCUCGACUCCUCCACGGACCGGGGGGUUUUCAUACUACCUGGAGCCAGACCGGAGGUUCUACAAGCUCAAGUUCCACAAGUGCUACAAGAAGAUGAUGACGGAGGAGUACCUGGAGCAUGUGAUCAGAAAAGGGAGAGAGAUCCAGGCGAGGAACAGGCAGCGGAAGCUCUACACCAACGGCCACAGCAUGUCGUAUUGGAGCCAUAUCGUGUUCGAGCAUCCGGCCAAGUUCGCGACUCUGGCAAUGGAGCCGGAGAAGAAGGAGGAGAUCGUCGACGAUCUGCUGACUUUUACAAAGAGUAAAGAUUACUAUGCAAGAAUAGGCAAGGCGUGGAAAAGGGGUUAUCUGCUGUAUGGCCCUCCUGGAACAGGGAAAUCUACAAUGAUCGCAGCCAUGGCUAACUUACUCGACUAUGAUGUUUAUGAUCUCGAGCUUACAUCAGUGAAGGACAACACGGAGCUCAGGAAGCUUUUGACAGAGACAACCACAAAAUCAAUUAUCGUGAUAGAGGAUAUCGACUGCUCCCUCGACUUGACAGGCCAAAGGACGAAGAAAGAGGAGAAACCUGCAGAGGAGAAGCCUGAAAAUGUCGAGAAAAAGAGUUCACGUAAAGAGAAGGAAGAGAGUGGCAGCAAGGUCACUCUGUCUGGUCUGCUGAACUUCAUAGACGGCCUGUGGUCUGCCUGUGCAGGGGAGAGAUUAAUAGUGUUCACAACAAACUAUGUUGAUAAGCUCGACCCAGCUCUUACAAGAAGGGGUCGAAUGGACAAACAUAUCGAGCUAUCUUACUGCAAAUAUGAAGGAUUUAAAGUGCUCGCGAAGAAUUACCUUGAACUUGAUGGACAUCCAUUGUUCCAAUCCAUUGAAGAGCUGAUCCAGGAGGUCGAGAUAACACCAGCUGAUGUUGCUGAAAACCUCAUGCCAAAAUCUGCAAAAGAAGGGCCGGAGCAAUGUCUGCAAAAUCUCAUAUGCAUUCUUAAGGAAACAAAGAACAGAAAAUGCAGAGAAGAUAAAGAUGCAGAGACUAAUGACGAUGCAGAGACGAUCAAGGAUGCAGCUGCUGUACUAGACACACAUGCUAUGUAAUCAGUGUGUAAUAGUAAACUGGUUAAGAGAACGCAGUAGAGACACCAAUGACUCAUAAUUCACCUGAGACACUAAUUAUCUCGACACUCAGCAUGAUGACAUCUCAGUUUCAAGAAGCUUCAUACUAGCACGGAUGUAAUCAUAGAAAUGUAACACAGAGCCAAGGAGUCAAAUAAAAAGCGAAUUCUUUUGUUGCAAAUA